Agelaius phoeniceus (red-winged blackbird) is the source of this 2584-nucleotide messenger RNA. RefSeq names its product transient receptor potential cation channel subfamily V member 4 (gene TRPV4). Lineage: Eukaryota; Metazoa; Chordata; Aves; Passeriformes; Icteridae. The record is from RefSeq and is a predicted model, not a curated record. Gene Ontology annotation, molecular function: calcium channel activity; protein binding. Gene Ontology annotation, cellular component: cilium; plasma membrane. Gene Ontology annotation, biological process: actin filament organization; osmosensory signaling pathway; calcium ion import across plasma membrane.
AUGGCAGACAGCGAGGACGCCCCGCGCGAUGCCGGGGAGGGCGCGGGGGAGGACGGCUCCCUCCAGAACGAAUCCUUCCCGCUCUCCUCUCUGGCCAACCUGUUCGAGAGCGAGGACACCCCGAGCCCCGCCGAGGCAGCCCGGGGUCCCCCCGGCGCCGGCGAUGGAAAGCAAAACCUCCGCAUGAAAUUCCACGGGGCCUUUCGGAAAGGCGCCCCGAAGCCCAUGGAGCUGCUGGAGGCCACCAUCUACGAGUCCCCCGUGGUCCCCGCGCCCAAGAAAGCCCCCAUGGACUCCCUGUUCGACUACGGCACCUACCGCCACCACCCCAGCGAGAACAAGCGCUGGCGCAGGAGGGUCGCGGAGAAGCAGCCGCCCGCCGCAAAGGGGCCGGCUCCCGAGCCGCCCCCCGUCCUCAAGGUCUUCAACAGACCCAUCCUCUUCGACAUCGUGUCCCGGGGGUCCCCGGCCGGCCUGGACGGGCUCCUCUCCUUCCUGCUCACCCACAAGAAGCGCCUGACAGACGAGGAGUUCCGAGAGCCCUCCACGGGAAAGACCUGCCUGCCCAAAGCCCUGCUCAACCUGAGCGGGGGCAAGAACGACACCAUCCCGGUGCUGCUGGACAUCGCCGAGAAGACGGGAAACAUGCGGGAGUUCAUCAACUCACCCUUCAGGGACGUCUACUACCGAGGUCAGACAGCCCUGCACAUCGCCAUCGAGCGCCGCUGCAAGCACUACGUGGAGCUGCUGGUGGAGAAGGGAGCAGACGUCCAUGCCCAGGCCCGCGGUCGCUUCUUCCAGCCCAAGGGCGAGGGCGGCUACUUCUACUUCGGUGAGCUGCCCCUGUCGCUGGCUGCCUGCACCAACCAGCCGCACAUCGUGCACUACCUGACGGAGAACGGGCACAAGCAGGCGGACCUGCGGCGCCAGGACUCCCGCGGCAACACCGUGCUGCACGCCCUGGUGGCCAUCGCCGACAACACCCGCGAGAACACCAAGUUUGUCACCAAGAUGUACGACCUGCUCCUCGUCAAGUGCGCCAAGCUCUUCCCCGACACCAACCUGGAGGCUCUGCUCAACAACGACGGCCUCUCCCCGCUCAUGAUGGCGGCCAAGACCGGCAAGAUCGGGAUCUUCCAGCACAUCAUCCGGAGGGAGAUCACGGAUGAGGACGCCCGGCACCUCUCCAGGAAGUUCAAGGACUGGGCCUAUGGCCCCGUCUACUCCUCCCUGUACGACCUCUCCUCUCUGGACACCUGUGGGGAGGAGGUGUCCGUGCUGGAGAUCCUCGUCUACAACAGCAAGAUCGAGAACCGCCACGAGAUGCUGGCUGUGGAGCCCAUCAACGAGCUGCUGAGGGACAAGUGGCGCAAGUUUGGGGCUGUCUCCUUCUACAUCAGCGUGGUCUCCUACCUCAGCGCCAUGAUCAUCUUCACCCUCGUCGCCUACUACCGCCCCAUGGAAGGCCCUCCGCCCUACCCCUACACCAGCACCGCCGACUACCUGCGCCUGGCCGGGGAGAUCAUCACCCUCCUCACUGGAAUCCUCUUCUUCUGCACAAAUAUUAAAGACCUGUUCAUGAAGAAGUGCCCAGGUGUGAACUCCUUCUUCAUAGAUGGCUCCUUCCAGCUGCUCUACUUCAUCUACUCGGUGCUGGUGAUUGUCACGGCGGGGCUGUACCUGGGUGGCAUCGAGGCCUACCUGGCUGUCAUGGUCUUUGCCCUGGUCCUGGGCUGGAUGAACGCCCUGUACUUCACCCGUGGGCUCAAGCUGACAGGGACCUACAGCAUCAUGAUCCAGAAGAUCCUCUUCAAAGACUUGUUCCGCUUCCUCCUGGUCUACCUGCUCUUCAUGAUUGGCUAUGCAUCAGCCCUGGUGUCCCUCCUCAACCCGUGUCCCAGCAGUGAGUCCUGCAGCGAGAAGUCCAACUGCACAGUGCCCACCUACCCGUCCUGCCGGGACAGCCAGACCUUCAGCACCUUCCUGCUCGACCUCUUCAAGCUCACCAUCGGCAUGGGCGACCUGGAGAUGCUCGAGAGCGCCAAAUACCCCGGCGUCUUCAUCAUCCUCCUCGUCACCUACAUCAUCCUCACCUUCGUGCUCCUCCUCAACAUGCUCAUCGCCCUCAUGGGCGAGACCGUGGGCCAAGUCUCCAAGGAGAGCAAGCACAUCUGGAAGCUGCAGUGGGCCACCACCAUCCUGGACAUCGAGCGCUCCUUCCCGGUGUUCCUGAGGAAAGCUUUCCGCUCGGGGGAGAUGGUCACUGUGGGGAAGGGCACGGACGGGACCCCCGACCGCCGCUGGUGCUUCAGGGUGGACGAGGUGAACUGGUCCCACUGGAACCAGAACCUGGGCAUCAUCAGUGAGGAUCCGGGCAAGAGCGACACAUACCAGUACUACGGCUUCUCCCACACCAUGGGCCGGCUGCGAAGAGAUCGGUGGUCGACAGUGGUGCCACGCGUGGUGGAGCUGAACAAGAGCUGCCCUCCGGAGGAGGUGGUGGUGCCCCUGGGGAACAUGGGCACGGCGGAGCCGCGGGAGCGGCGGCACGGCCCAGCCCCGAGCUCCCCGCUCUAGCACGGCA